Messenger RNA from Leopardus geoffroyi (Geoffroy's cat), 3781 nucleotides. RefSeq names its product Scm like with four mbt domains 1 (gene SFMBT1). NCBI's taxonomy places the organism in Eukaryota, Metazoa, Chordata, Mammalia, Carnivora, Felidae. Bases 645 to 3251 code for a protein of 868 amino acids. The transcript is spliced from 22 exons. The record is from RefSeq and is a predicted model, not a curated record. Gene Ontology annotation, molecular function: histone binding; transcription corepressor activity. Gene Ontology annotation, cellular component: nucleus. Gene Ontology annotation, biological process: regulation of DNA-templated transcription.
UAAAACUAAGCUGUAAGGCACAGGUCACCUGCAAGUGUUGGUAUGUGCAGGGAGCUGGGUAGGACACCCAAGGCAAAGACAAGAUUUUUGUUCAGUGAGGGUUUUUCCCAGCGGGUCACUCCAAGCCGUGCUCCUGAACGGCCCCAAGUGAUGUUUUCAUGAGUCCUACCUAGUGACACAGUAUUCUGAACCAAGUAACCAUCAAAGAGAUUUGAAAGGAAAUAGGAUGGAUUUUGCCAAUCCCUGCAUAUACCUUUUCCUCUUGAACGACAUUUUAAAGAUGUCACACUUGAUUGCAUCACAAGAAAAAUGCUUGCCUGAAAAUAUGAUCAAUCCUUUGCCAACUGUCUUGAGAGGAGGAAGAUGAGCGUGUCUUUGUGUAUACACUUUGGGGCCCGUUGGUCUGCUAUUUUGAAGGCUAUGUUGAAUCCUUCUAGGCCACAGGUGUGCUAAUGGCAUUGUGAUUAUAUAGGAGAAUGCCCUUAUUCCUGGGGGACAGCACCUUAAGCGUUUAGAGCACUUUCAUUUGGACCCUUGGAUGCCCACUGAACAGAUGCUUGAGACCUGCAAGUAAUUUUCAGACCAUAGCGGAACCAUAAGGCCUGUCCUUUGCGUGGGGAGAAGACAGCCCAUGUUCUGUGGAAAUGAACGGGGAGCAGCAGCUUGAUGCAGAUGCUGGAUCUGGUGUGGAAGAAGUGGAGUUAAGCUGGGAAGAUUACCUGGAAGAGACAGGGUCCGCUGCAGUACCCUACGGGUCUUUUAAACAUGUGGACACACGCUUGCAAAAUGGCUUUGCUCCUGGGAUGAAGCUGGAGGUGGCUGUGAAAACAGACCCUGAAACCUACUGGGUUGCCACCAUCAUCACCACCUGUGAGCAGUUGCUGCUGCUCCGCUACGAUGGCUAUGGCGAGGACCGGAGGGCGGACUUCUGGUGUGACAUCAGGAAGACCGGCCUCUACCCCAUUGGGUGGUGUAAGCAGAACAAGAAGACCCUUGAAGCCCCAGAAGGCAUCAGAGACAAAGUGUCUGAUUGGGAUGAGUUUCUGCGGCAGACCCUGGUGGGAGCGUGUAGCCCUCCUGUUCCUCUGCUAGAGGGCCUCCGUAAUGGGAGGAACCCUUUAGAUCUCAUUGCUCCGGGCUCCAGGCUAGAGUGUCAAGCUUUCCGGGACUUGUUGAGCACUUGGAUCGUUACGGUAGUAGAGAACAUCGGAGGAAGGCUGAAGCUGCGCUAUGAAGGACUGGAAAGUUCUGACAGUUUUGACUUUUGGUUGUAUUACUUGGAUCCAUUUCUUCAUCAUGUUGGUUGGGCUGCUCAACAGGGAUAUGAGCUUCAGCCCCCAUUAGCCAUCCAGCAUCUAAAGAAUGAAGCUGAGUGGCAGGAGAUCCUGGCCAAAGUGAAAGAGGAGGAGGAAGAGCCACUGCCAUCGUACUUAUUUAAGGACAAACAAGUGAUUAGCACUCAUUCAUUCUCUGUAAAUAUGAAAUUGGAAGCUGUGGACCCCUGGUCUCCUUUUGGGAUCUCUCCUGCUACGGUUGUUAAGGUUUUUGAUGAGAAGUACUUCCUGGUAGAAAUGGAUGAUUUGCGACCAGAGAAUCACGCACGGCGAUGUUUUGUGUGUCAUGCUGACAGUCCCGGUCUUUUCCCCGUGCAGUGGAGUCUGAAGAAUGGUUUACACAUCAGCCCCCCUCCUGGCUACCCGGGCCAGGACUUUGAUUGGGCUGACUACCUCAAACAGUGUGGUGCCGAAGCUGCUCCCCAGAGGUGCUUCCCCCCGUCAAUUACUGAGCAUGAAUUUAAGGAGAAUAUGAAGCUUGAGGCAGUGAACCCUCUUCUCCCCGAAGAAGUGUGUGUUGCCACCAUUACUGCAGUGAGAGGCUCCUACGUAUGGCUCCAGCUGGAGGGUUCUCAGAAGCCCAUACCUGAAUGUAUUGUGAGUGUGGAAUCCAUGGAUAUAUUUCCUUUGGGCUGGUGUGAAACCAAUGGCCAUCCCCUCAGCGCCCCUCGCCGAGCACGAGUCCAGAAACAGAGGAAAAUUGCAGUGGUUCAACCAGAAAAACAACUCAGAAUACCAUCCUCCAGGACUGUCCAUGAGGGCCUGAAGAAUCAGGAGCUGAACUCCACAGACUCAGUUAUGAUCAAUGGAAAAUACUGCUGUCCAAAGAUAUACUUCAACCACCGUUGCUUCUCAGGGCCAUAUCUGAACAAAGGAAGAAUCGCUGAGCUGCCUCAAUGUGUAGGACCUGGGAACUGUGUUCUAGUCCUCAGAGAGGUCCUCACUUUACUUAUCAAUGCAGCCUAUAAACCCAGUCGUGUCCUUCGGGAGCUGCAGCUAGACAAAGACUCCGUGUGGCAUGGAUGUGGGGAGGUCCUAAAAGCCAAAUACAAAGGAAAGAGUUACCGGGCUACUGUUGAGGUAGUGAAGACAGCGGACCGGGUGACCGAGUUCUGCCGGCAAACCUGCAUCAAACUGGAGUGCUGUCCUAAUCUCUUCGGCCCACGGAUGGUUCUGGACAAGUGUUCUGAGAACUGCUCUGUGCUUACAAAGACCAAAUAUACACACUAUUAUGGAAAGAAGAAAAAUAAAAGAAUCGGAAGGCCACCUGGUGGGCAUAGUAACUUAGCAUGUGCCCUGAAAAAAGCCAGUAAGAGAAGGAAGAGACGGAAAAAUGUUUUUGUCCAUAAGAAGAAACGCUCCUCUGCAUCUGUUGAUAACACCCCAGCGGGCUCGCCCCAGGGAAGUGGAGGUGAAGAUGAGGAUGAUCCAGAUGAAGGAGAUGAUGAUUCCCUAAGUGAGGGCAGUACAUCUGAGCAACAGGACGAGCUACAGGAAGAGUCAGAAACGUCCGAAAAAAAGUCAUGCUCUUCCUCUCCCACCCAAAGCGAGAUAUCUACAUCGCUGCCUCCAGACAGACAACGGAGAAAAAGGGAGCUUCGCACUUUUUCAUUUUCUGAUGAUGAGAAUAAACCUCCUUCACCAAAGGAAAUAAGGAUUGAAGUUGCUGAAAGGCUUCAUCUGGACAGUAACCCCCUGAAGUGGAGUGUGGCAGAUGUUGUUCGGUUCAUCAGAUCCACCGACUGUGCUCCAUUAGCAAGAAUAUUUCUAGACCAGGAAAUUGAUGGGCAGGCCCUAUUGCUCCUUACCCUUCCCACUGUUCAAGAAUGCAUGGACUUAAAAUUGGGCCCUGCCAUCAAACUCUGCCAUCACAUAGAGAGGAUCAAGUUUGCUUUCUAUGAGCAGUUUGCCAACUGAGAAGGACAACCAAAGUGAGCUGUGUCUUUGAAGCACAAAUGCAGCGAAUCCUUCUCCCCACGCUACAAGUGGGGCUGACAUGGUCCUGGGGCUCCGGGCCCUGCAGACGUCGGCUUGCUCUCUUUGCACUUUCAGGGAAGGAGGACCCACACUGAGGAAGCAAACACUGCACAGAAGUGGCUCUCCUGCCAGUGGAAAUGUGGGCAUCUGUUGGUCAGCAGAUUGCAGUUUUAAAAAAAAUAAAGGUUGUGAAGAAAAGACUCCUGUAAGAAGAAUAAGCAUUUCCAGUGGUGUGGCCUGAAAACAAAGAAUAAUCUAGGCUGCUGGAAAGCAUCCUUAUGGUUGUUUUCUUUUUGUUCUGUUCCUUCCCAUUGUAGAGUGAACUUUGUUCUCUGCUUUCCCUUUCUUGGAAAGAGAGGACAUAGCUUUAAGUCAGCACUGAUUUGGGACUGUGCCUAAGGCACAUCAGUGCUUCAUUGUCAUUGUGUUUUUAAGCUUUUUUAAAUUAAAACAGUUCAUUUUGGGGAUGA